Messenger RNA from Brassica rapa (field mustard), 632 nucleotides. Its product is annotated as anther-specific protein BCP1-like. The record is from RefSeq and is a predicted model, not a curated record. Lineage: Eukaryota; Viridiplantae; Streptophyta; Magnoliopsida; Brassicales; Brassicaceae.
CACAAAUCUUCUCCAAUCAUCACAAUCUCUAAACCUCAAACCCUAGAAAUAAAUAAAAAAAAGAGCGACGUAGAAAGAGACAGAGAGAAGAAUGGGUCGCCAAAACGUUGUUGUAGUUUUUGGCCUCGUGUUCUUGGCCGUCCUUGGCCUCGCCGCAGCUGCCUCCUCUCCGUCUCCUUCAGCGUCACCUUCCAAAGCUCCAUCUACUUCCACACCUGAGGUCGAAGCUCCAGUGUCCGAGGACACCAUUGGAACCACCGACGACGAUGCAGCUGCUUCUCCUGGUGAUGAUGACGUAGCUGUGGCUGGUCCUCUAGGAAGUGACUCCUCCUACGGUAGCAAUGGACCUUCAGGCUCUGCCGAUUCUGCUGACAGCGGCGCGGCGGCUCUUGGAGUCUCUGCGGUCGUUGUGGGUGUUACAUCCAUCGUCGGUUCUUUCUUGUUUUUCUGAGGUGUGUAUUUUCAUGAGAAUAUCAUUUUUGAGUGAAGACUAUUUAUAUAUAUGGAUAUUGUGAUGAUCAUGUUGUAAUUUAUUUCUCCUUGGUUAUGAGAAACGAUGUCCUUGAAAUAAGCUGAAAAUAAAUUAAACUUUCCUUAGCAAUAUAAAAUAAAGAAUUACGGAUUGAGCAGUA